Solenopsis invicta (red fire ant) is the source of this 906-nucleotide messenger RNA. RefSeq names its product ADP-ribosylation factor-like protein 2 (gene Arl2). The coding region runs from base 162 to 716 and encodes 184 amino acids. Lineage: Eukaryota; Metazoa; Arthropoda; Insecta; Hymenoptera; Formicidae. Gene Ontology annotation, cellular component: microtubule cytoskeleton; cytoplasm. The record is from RefSeq and is a predicted model, not a curated record. Gene Ontology annotation, biological process: protein folding. Gene Ontology annotation, molecular function: GTP binding; GTPase activity. The transcript has 2 exons.
CUCGUUGGUGUAGAUGUCAUUUGUGGCGUUUUAUACGCCAAGUAUUGGAUGAUGUUGGAGGUUAGAAACAUUUCUGUCAAGCUCGAAGAAAUUUUCCAUUUAAGUGUUAACAUUUUAUCUAUCAACGAUCUGAAGAUUGUUGAAUAAUUAAUGGAUUGAUAAUGGGUCUAUUAACAGUACUGAAAAAAUUGAAGCAGAAGGAGAAGGAGAUGAGAAUUUUAAUGUUGGGUUUGGAUAAUGCAGGCAAAACGACAGUGUUAAAGAGACUCAAUGGCGAACCAAUAGACACUAUAUCGCCCACGCUUGGCUUUAAUAUUAAGACAUUAGAACACCGUGGAUACAAACUCAAUAUAUGGGAUGUGGGUGGACAAAAAUCAUUGCGUUCCUAUUGGAGAAAUUACUUUGAAUCAACAGAUGGACUUGUUUGGGUAAUAGACAGUGCAGAUAGAAGGCGAUUGGAUGAUUGUAAGACAGAGUUGUAUAAGCUUCUGCAGGAAGAAAGGUUGGAGGGAGCGAGUCUCCUCGUACUUGCUAAUAAGCAGGAUAUGCCUGGCGCCUUGUCUGCAGCUGACAUAGCUGACAUUCUGGAAUUGCCUAAUAUAAAGACUCAUCACUGGCAAAUCUACAAGUGCUCCGCUGUGACGGCUGAAAAUCUAGUUGAUGGUAUCAAUUGGAUUGUUGAUGAUAUUGCAGCGAGAAUAUUUUAUAUAGAUUAAUAUAGAUAAAUUCAGAUGUUGAUAUUUUACCUCAUUAAAUACAAAAAUUAAUGCUUGCAAAUAAAUUUUUGUAAAGUAAAAUUUAUAUUAGAUAUUUUGUAGCAAAAGACAAUUGACAUAGUGUAACAUAGUAAAUCAUUUUAUUAUUAUUGUUUACCAAUAUUUAAUAAAAUUAAAAUGAUUCAUUGUA